CUUCUCCGCGCUCAGUGUCAACAACCUCCUAUCCUGAAGACACGCUCACCACCACUGAGAGACUGGGGAAACGGUUUGAGACCUAGCAUCGUUUAAACCUCCACAGGCAGAAAAGCCAGAAGAGAAAAAUGAAGGCAGGACCUUUUGAAAUGGUCACCAUGCUGCUGGCACCUAUGAUUCUAAUGGACAUCUUCCAGGUACAAGCUGAAAUGUUAGAUAUGGCAGACAAUGCAUUUGAUGACGAAUACCUGAAAUGCACUGACAGGAUGGAACUCAAAUAUGUUCCCCAGCUGCUCAAGGAGGAAAAAGCAAGCCUCCAGCUCUUAGAAGAUGUGUGGGAAAAUGCAGAAGCCAAGUGGGAAGCUCGGAAGACUCAGCUCUCUCUCCCUAUGGGUUUUAAGGAUAACCAUGGAAUAGCCCUGAUGGCAUAUGUUUCUGAAGCUCAAGAGCAAACUUCCUUUUACCAUCUGUUCAAUGAAGCUGGGAAAAUGGCCGGCCAGUCUCGAAAAGAUUAUGUCUAUGGCUUCCAGUUCAAAGCGUUUCAUUUUUACCUGACGAAAGCUCUGCAGUUGCUGAGAAGACCUUGUGAGAGCAGCUACAAAAACGUGGUGUAUAGCGUAAGGCAGACUACUUUAUCUACAUUUGGAGGACUAAACCAAGUCCGAUUUGGCCAUUUCACCUUGGCAUAUUCAACCAAACCUCAAGUUGCUAAUGACCAAGACGUUCUGUUAACCAUCAACACGUGCUUUGGAAUUGCCGUUGAAAAAUUUUUUGAUAAAGACAGUGAAAGAAUUAUUUUAAUACCCGUGAAUGAGGUUUUUCAUGUGACACAGGAUGGGACUGGCAAUAACCUUAUCCUGCAAAGCACAAACAAGACCUGCAGCCAUUAUGAGUGUGCAUUUCUAGGUGGACUAAAAACUGCAAAUUGUGUUGAGAACAUGGAAUAUUUUCAACACAUCAGUGUCUACAACUCUGGUGUGAAAAACCAGAAACUUGAAGACCCUGGAAUGAAAAGCCAGGAGUCCACAGUCUUACCUGGUGUGAAGAGCCAAGAAGCCACCCAAAUACCUGGAAUGAAAACUCCAGAACCUUUUCCACUACCUGAAGACAAAAGUCAAGAUAUCGACAGUCCUGCUCCAGGUCCAGUUCCAGGUCCCAAAAUCCAUACCUCCGCAUCAUCUGGCAAAAUGCUCCUUCCACCGUUUGGGACAUUCAUCAUUUUAAUCAGUGUUUCUGCUCUAAAUCUCUGUUGCUCUGUAGUCUGAUACAUUCUUUUUAAUUUUUGGGGGGCGGGGGCGCUGAUUUAUUUAUUUAUUAGACUCGAGUGCUUUAGUACAGAACGGUACAGAGAUGUUUGUGCUUCAAUACUUUCAAACACUGAGAUUCUGAUAAUUUCAAGGUAAACAAGUUUCAAGACAGACUAGCUUUUUGAUACAUUCUUUAUUACUUGAAAUAUGCUACAGGCAUCCCACAGAAAUCAUCAAAAGGAGUGAUGUAUUUUUCACUUGUUGGCCAAAGUCAUUCGAUAAAAUGAGAAUUACAUAUUAAUGUAAUUAACAAAUUCAGGUAGCUGACCCAGAUGUCACAGAAUUCAUUUUUCACUUAUUUCUAUAUUAAUCUUACGAUUGCAAAAAACUGUAUACUUUUGAUUUAAUUCAAUAAGACUUUAAAAUUAUUAGCUAUAAUUUCAGUAGAAUUGCUAGAUAUUAAAAUGUCAGUAAUGCUAAUGGUUAACCUGAAUUUAAUUCCUAAUUAGAAUUUAAAGGUGUUCUACUUAUCUUUAAAGGAUCAAACUUUGACUUCUAUUCAAAUAGUGUAUUCUUUCAGUCUCUUCAUUUUCCUUCUAUAUAUGAACACCUUAUAUUGUUAUAAACACAACAGUUUACCAAGUAUUUCACAUACGUAGUCCCUAACUUGAACCUCAUGUUAACCCAGGAAGGCAGACAGUACUGAAUGAAUAUGUGGGCUCAAUAAGCAAGGAAAAUGAGUACAGUACAGUAGUCUUUUACCCCAGGUAUUGUGGUGGUUGAAAAGUAAUUGAUUUAGGCAUGGGCUUUGGUAACUGACACUUGUUUACACUGCCAGUGUUUCAAAAAAGGACUUAAGGCCACUUUCAGAGAUUCAGAAAAACUACAUGAAAGUUCAACUAGGUGUUUGUUAGGGGUUCAGUGUGCUUUAAUUCUACCAUUUACCUCUCUUCAUGUUCAGAAUUUUGAGUGGACUUACCACAAGAACCAGUUCACAGAACGUCUAUAAAUUGUGCUGGAGAACACAACUUAGUCCAGAGGCCAAGGUUGGUCUUUUCUUCUCGUUUCCACCCAAAUCUAGAACUUGGUUAUCAGUUGCUUGGAACACAACUCAGGUACAGACCAAGUCCAGUUAUCUAACCAGCUACAUGAACAAGGACCACAGGCCUUGCCUUACACAUGUAGUCACCAGCAGGAUCAAAACUUAGGAGGCUAACUGGGCCUGUCUUUAAAAGGCAGACCCCGCGCCCUAUCUAGGGCUUGUGAAAUUAGAAACCUAACAUACGAGAGGACAAAAAAUGAAAGGCUAGAGAAGUAAGCAUGCUAUGCAUGAUUAGCCAUCUGCCCAACAGAGAAUGUGGCUCAGUGAGUAACAGGUCUCAUCUAUUAGAUCACCAGCUCUUCCUACAGUGAGCGGGUGUGCAGAGGGGCAAACUCCUUCCACAUUCGGCUACAUGGAUGAGAAAGAUGAGAGGUGUUAUAAGAAACAGCCCCGUGAACCUUGUUUGUGUCUCCUACACAACUGUUAGCUAGCUAGUCUGCAUCCUGACAGAUUCCUUCAGUGGGAUCUCAGAGGGAGGCCUCUGGAUGUACAGUGCAUCACACUCCUUACUCCUUGCCAUCCUCAUAAUAAACACAGUGGCACGGUUCAUGGGGCUGUUUCUUUUAACACCUCUCAUCAUAAGACAAAGCAUUACGCAGAAAUGCAGAGUUAAAGCAUUCCAAGAGGGGCCAAAAUGAUGCAGCCCAGGUGUGCAGUUUGUAGUCAGAAAAAUUGUUUAAAAUUAUCUAGUUGUUAAAGAAUCACUAUUGCACAUUAUCAUGUCUAAUUCACAUUUUCCAGUGUUUUCAGAUACUAAUGAUGUAUUAGAGAAUUCUUUAUCCUGGAUGAUAUCGGAAGUAAUUUUUAUUUGCUGUACCCUAGUCAAAAUAUAUCAGUACUGAUAUACUUUCCUUAGAGGGUAAAGUCAGACUUAAAGCCAGGUUAAAACUGAAAUUCUUGAGCUGUGAUUAUGAUUUAGUAUUUGUGUGGACAUGAAUGGCCAUUCUCCCAGAGCCAAAUAAAGCACCAGACAGAAUUAUAUAAAAGUAAUUAUAAUCAAGAAUUUAUUUAUAACUUUUCAUCUUUUUUAGAAAUAAAAAGGUUUAAAAAAAAGUUGUAAAAAUGAUAAAAUGUAAUUUUGUUAUAUCCUAA
Lagenorhynchus albirostris (white-beaked dolphin) is the source of this 3441-nucleotide messenger RNA. RefSeq names its product ADP-ribosyltransferase 3 (inactive) (gene ART3). The record is from RefSeq and is a predicted model, not a curated record. The transcript has 11 exons. Bases 129 to 1265 code for a protein of 378 amino acids. Lineage: Eukaryota; Metazoa; Chordata; Mammalia; Artiodactyla; Delphinidae. Gene Ontology annotation, molecular function: NAD+-protein-arginine ADP-ribosyltransferase activity; NAD+ poly-ADP-ribosyltransferase activity.